AUGAAUAACAUCGUUGUUUUCGGAGGCUCUUCUCACCCCUCUUUGGUCGACAAGAUCUGUGGAAACUUGGGGGUCAAGCCCUCACAGGUCAAGCUGGGAAAAUUUUCGAAUGGGGAAACGAGCAUCAGUAUUGGCGAAUCUGUACGUGAAAAGGACGUUUAUGUCAUUCAAAGCGGCUGUGGACAUGUCAACGAUAAUUUCAUUGAGCUGCUGAUCUUGUUGAAUGCUUGCAAAACCGCUUCAGCAUCCCGCGUAACUGCAGUGAUGCCCUACUUCUGCUACUCUCGUCAACCCGAUAUUCCUUAUACCGCAAAGGGGGCACCUUUGAUUUCUAAACCCAAGGAAAGCUACACGUUUGAAAGCGUACCAGGGACUCCUGUGUCGUCCAUGACAUCGACCCAAGCACCCACUGGACCCUCUCACGAUGCCUUAAACGCAGGCAAUGACACCGAAAACAAGAAACAUGACGGGCCAACAAAUCUCCACCAACCUAAGCCUGUGCGUUUUGCAGGCGAUGGGGCAAUUCACAAAUCUCCAUCACAGUCCCGCAUACCCAUGGUUCCAGAACGCAAAGAAAACAGUUCUGAGCUAGGUUCUCUCUUUAAUGCCAACAACGCGGGGUACAAACUUUGGGUUGCCCAGGCAGGUACCUUGGUGGCUAAUUUAUUGACUACUGCUGGUGCAGACCACGUUAUCACCAUGGAUCUUCAUGACUCUCAAUUCCAGGGUUUUUUCGACAUCCCUGUCGAUAACCUGUACUGUAAACCCAUUGCCCACAGCUACAUCCAGUACAACAUUCCAGAGUACAAAGAAGCCGUUCUUGUGUCUCCGGAUGCUGGCGGUGCCAAACGUGCAGCGUCUCUCGCAGAUGCUCUCGGAAUAUCUUUCGCUCUGAUACACAAAGAGAAGAGAUCUCAGCUGCCAAAGGGUCCUCCAGAUGCUUCAUUAACGUCAGGUGGUGGUGCAGCGAUCUCGGGUAAGCCCCUUAUCGCGUCGAUGUCAUCUUUGGCAUUAAACUCUCAAGAAAUGAAAACUUCGGGAUCCAACUCUAGAUAUGUCCAAACCACAAUGCUUGUUGGUGAUGUCCGGAACAAGACCUGUAUUUUAGUUGAUGACUUGGUGGACACGUCCUACACGAUCACCCGCGCUGCCAAACUACUCAAGGAUCAAGGUGCAACGAAGGUUUACGCUUUGAUAACUCAUGGUGUAUUUUCGGGUGACGCUCUCAACAGGGUCUCUCUCAGCGCAAUUGACAAGAUCGUGGUUACAAACUCAGUGCCACAGCACAAAACGGUUAAAUUUUUGGGCAAAGAUAGAGUGCAUGUCCUUGAUGUUUCGCAAAUUUUCGGCGAAUCUAUCAGAAGGAUUCAUAAUGGUGAAUCAAUCAGUAUGCUUUUCGAACUCGGAUGGUGA
Lachancea lanzarotensis is the source of this 1413-nucleotide messenger RNA. RefSeq names its product LALA0S12e00826g1_1 (gene PRS5). Gene Ontology annotation, cellular component: cytoplasm; ribose phosphate diphosphokinase complex. Gene Ontology annotation, biological process: ribonucleoside monophosphate biosynthetic process; purine nucleotide biosynthetic process; 5-phosphoribose 1-diphosphate biosynthetic process. Gene Ontology annotation, molecular function: ribose phosphate diphosphokinase activity; magnesium ion binding. The coding region runs from base 1 to 1413 and encodes 470 amino acids. The record is from RefSeq and is a predicted model, not a curated record. NCBI's taxonomy places the organism in Eukaryota, Fungi, Ascomycota, Saccharomycetes, Saccharomycetales, Saccharomycetaceae. The transcript has a single exon.